AUGUCCGAUAUUAAUACAACUCUCAACUCAAUUCAAAAGAUUGAGGUUGAUCUUACUGAAAUCAAGCAAGCAUUGUGUGAGCUUCAAAGGCAAUUCAGCAAUCAAUUUGCGCCAGCAGUCAGUGCAGAAGAUCUAACUACAAUGCAACAAAGCAUUAUUGAGCAGAGUUCUCUUGAGCGCAUUGCCGAGUCUGUGAAAAGAGCUCAGCUCACAGAGUACCCUGAUCAGCUCGGUAAGCGAGACUGGAAGGCGCGCUGCAAAGAAGUUCCACAAGGGCAGCCUUUGCCCCCAUUAGUCCCUCUUUCAGACCAUGAUUUGACAGUAAAAAGACUACAUCUCAAAACAAUAGGCCGUACAGUAAAGCAUGAUAUCAUUGACAAAGACUAUCCUGCGGCCUCAAAAGAAUGGAAGAAUAUCCCAGAGAAAAACAGGGAAUACUACAUGAUGCAUUUGGAGAGGUUGGCAAAGAAUAGUGGAUUGCACAUCCACCAAUGUAAAAGAAUGUGGUGUGCAAGAAGCCUUCUUCAGGAAAGCUUCAAGAGCGACAACCAGACACACAAGAGAAGAAUAGCAGAGAAGAACAAAACACAGCGAGACAUAAGUGAUUCUUUGCUUUCUUCUCCUGAUAUGUCAGAAACUGGUGAUGUUAAGUUGCCCAUAAUGGCAGAUGUGCUGUCUCCUCCACCCACAGCAAGUGUUGAGCCUGCUCGCAAGAGAAGCCGAAGAUCAUAG
Messenger RNA from Phycomyces blakesleeanus NRRL 1555(-), 732 nucleotides. RefSeq lists its product as hypothetical. The transcript has 5 exons. The coding region runs from base 1 to 732 and encodes 243 amino acids. The record is from RefSeq and is a predicted model, not a curated record. NCBI's taxonomy places the organism in Eukaryota, Fungi, Mucoromycota, Mucoromycetes, Mucorales, Phycomycetaceae.